AUGAGACCCUUCAUCGCCGCUGCGGCGCUGUUUGCCUCGUGCGCCGUUGCCCAGACCUUCCAGCGUCUCGGUGGUUGUCCAGACCUAGGCUGUGUUUUCCCUCCAGACCAGGCGGACUUUCUCCCCGGUCAGUACUUUGAUAUCCGCCUCGAGGUCCAUUCUCCCGUCAACGGAUCAGAGGCUCGACAGGGGGAACCGGAUCCCAACUUCCAGUUCACUAUCGCCAAGAAGGGCAAGAAGCCUGUUCCCGCGACCAAGUUCUUUGACGUCAAGGAGCCCGAGCUGGAAAGAUGGAACUUUACCUGGUACGAAGACCUGUUCGCCGAAGACGCGGACAAGCCCUCGCUCGUGAAUGUCACCUCCAAGGCGUACCGACGCGUUGCGCUCUACGAGCCGGGAGAGUAUGAGGCCACUUUGACCUAUUACGGGAAGCAAAAGACCAUUGCCAACUGGUUGGUUCGGGAUGUUCCCUCGAAGCGUCGCGCAAAGAACGUAAUUCUCUUCGUCGGUGACGGCAUGACCACGAAUAUGAUCACGGCCGCUCGUCUGAUCGCCCACCGCAGCGUCAAUGGAAAGUACAUGACCAAGAUGCAGCUGGACAAGUUCCCGGUGCUGGGACAUCAGAUGACGCACUCGAUGGAUUCUUUCAUCACGGAUUCCGCCAACUCGGCCACAGCGCUCUACUCCGGCCAUAAGACUACCGUCAACGCCCUGAACGUUUACGUGGAUUCCUCAGAGGACGCCUUUGACGAUCCUAAGUUCGAGACCAUCUCGGAGAUUCUGCGCCGCCGCUACCCUGGGGCCGGAGUGGGUAUUGUCUCGACGGCCUUCCUGGCGGAUGCCACCCCAGCGGCGCUGGCUGCUCACACCAGUGACCGUGGGGAGUACGACCACGUUAUCAGCGCCUACCUGGCGGGCACGCUCACCGACUACGAAUGGACGGAGUGGGAGGGUCCCGAUGUGCUCUUUGGCGCUGGAGCCGAGAACUUCCUCACGAGCGAGGACGCCCCGAGGGAUUACUACCGGCUCUUCGCGGAGAAGGGCUACAGCGUCAGCUGGAACAACACGGCGCUCCAGGCGGCGUCCAACCAGAGCAAGGCGCUGGGCGUGUUCCAGACCUCCAACCUGGCCACCUGGCUGGACCGCAAUGUGUACCGCGACAACCUCCGCAACAAGAAGAACUACCCGGAUGGCUCGGAUCGCGAUGCCGAGGAUCUCCCGGGCCUCAAGGAGAUGACGCUCAAGGCGAUUGACGUGCUGCACGCCCGCCACGGGGACGAGGGAUGGUUCAUGAUGGCGGAGGCGGCCAGCAUCGACAAGCAGAUGCACGCGCUGGACUAUGACCGGUCGCUGGGCGAGCUUCUGGAGCUGGAUGACACCGUGCGGGCCACGAUGGAGAAGCUCAAGGCGCUGGGCGAGCUGGAGGACACGCUCAUCGUCGUGACGGCGGACCACGGCCACGGCUUCGACGUCACAGGCUCGGUGGACACGCAGUAUCUCAACGCACAGGACGACGACCGGGACAAGCGCCGGGCCAUCGGCAACUAUGAGAACUCAGGUCUGUCGCAGUACACGGUGGGAGGAGCCAACGGGCUGCGCUACUCAGAGGGCGUCCACUUCCCGGCCCGUUGGGAUCCGCGAUAUGCGCUGCACGCCGGCACAGUGGCGUUCCCGGAUCACCGGGAGAACUACCAGGUGCACAAGGAUGGCCCGCGCACGCCGGCGAUGCCCCUCCAGUCCGACAACUACGUGGCCAAUUACAAGGACGCGGUGACGGGAUUUCUGGUCAACGGUACGCUGGGUCUGGACCAGCCGCAGGGCGUGCACUCGUUGACGGAUGUGCCGGUGUAUGCUCAGGGACCGUGCCAGGAGCUGUUCGCCGGAACCUACAACUCGAUUGAUAUCUUCUACUCGAUGGCAGAGUGUCUGGGAUUGGCGGAGAAGAAGAAGGGACAUGGACGGGGACAUUAA
Messenger RNA from Aspergillus terreus NIH2624, 1971 nucleotides. Its product is annotated as alkaline phosphatase. Gene Ontology annotation, molecular function: alkaline phosphatase activity. The record is from RefSeq and is a predicted model, not a curated record. Lineage: Eukaryota; Fungi; Ascomycota; Eurotiomycetes; Eurotiales; Aspergillaceae. Gene Ontology annotation, biological process: dephosphorylation. The transcript is spliced from 3 exons. Bases 1 to 1971 code for a protein of 656 amino acids.